Molecule: messenger RNA, 1638 nt
Organism: Vespa velutina
Lineage: Eukaryota; Metazoa; Arthropoda; Insecta; Hymenoptera; Vespidae
Gene: ATP6AP2
Product: ATPase H(+)-transporting accessory protein 2
Exons: 10
Coding region: 97-1605 (502 amino acids)
Biological process (GO): positive regulation of Wnt signaling pathway
Cellular component (GO): external side of plasma membrane; membrane
Molecular function (GO): signaling receptor activity
Source: RefSeq, a predicted model, not a curated record
AAGUCGCUUUCUACGCUUUCUAAUAUGUGUCAUAUGAUCAUAUAGUAAGGAUCGAUCGCAAUAUCGGGGGAGUGUCUUUUACAUCGUUUUAUUUAAAUGAAAAUAUUAAAAGAAAAGAUGUUGAAUUUAUUUAUCUGUUUUGUAUUCACUUUGGCUGGAGUUUAUGCCAAUGGUGAAUUUGUUGUACUUCAUAGUCCAGAUAGUGUAUCUUUUCAUGGAAAUGAAAAGAUCUUACAAAGCUUACUGAAAGAAAUUUUUACAGCUUCCUUGGGUUUCACCAUUAAACAAAAAGGAACUUGGGAAGGUAUUUCUAUCAGAGAUCCAUUUUCAUUACCAGAAGCUAUCGUUAGUAUUGCGGUAGAAGGAGUUGAUAAAUUAGAUGUGCCAAAUGGAAAAAAGUUUCAAUUAAAUGACGAUGAAAUUGAAGAAACAACGUGGCAAGCAAUUAGUGGGCGACUUGCAGAAAGAGAUAAUGAUAACACAUUAGUCAGAAUUUAUCUAGGAGAUGGUCUUGAUGCUCUUGGACAAUCUGCACUUGGUGAGUUGAAACCAGUCCCGAUAGAUGAGUCAUCUUUAAAAGCACUGCGUUUAACAAAUGAAGAAGACCAAAAAUUUCUUGAAGAGAUACAAUUACUUCAUGCAAUUGCAAAGAAAGUACCUACAGCAAUUAAAGCAGAUGACAAACCAGAUGUUUACUGGUUGGUAGUCUCAGGAUUACGUCCUGUACUUGAUUUACAUGGGAAAAACUCAACAGCUGCUAAGGAAGCUCUUCUUCUCUUGAAUAAUGCUUUUAAUGGUAUUAGUGAGGCAUUUACGAAGGCUUAUGAUGACAAAGUUGUAAUCACAGCGUUUACAAAUGAUGCAAGCCUAGUACGUCAUACUCGUUCCAUUUCUUCUGAUAGGCAACGUAGAGAAGCACAGGAUGAUAGGCAUAAAAACGUAGUAUCCAUGGUGGAAUCCAGUAAUACAGAAUUUAAUAGUAAUAACAUUAUUAAAAAGCAAGCUGACCAAGAAGAAGAAAACAGAAAUAUAAGUGAUGAAGAAAACAUAGAGAUUAAUAUUCAUAGUACUAGCGAAAUCAACAGUGAUGUCAGCAGUACCACUGAAUAUAGCGACACCAAUGCUGAUAGUGGAAGUACUGAAAAGUCUGAACAAGACUUAGCUAAAAUGGAAAAUAAAAUAAAUACUAACACAAAAAGUGUAGGACAGCCAGCUGAUCAAGAGGACAAAAGUAGAAAUAUAAACGAAGAAGAAAACAUAAAUAUUAGUAUUCAUAGUGCUAGCAAAAUUAAUACUAAUAUCAGCAGCACCACUGAAUAUAAUGAUGUCAAUACUAAUAGUGGAAAUACUGAAAAGUCUGAUCAAGAAUUAACUAAUACGGAAAAUCAAAUAAAUAUUAACACAAAUAAUGUAAGACAGGAUGAAUGGAACCAUGCUAAAUAUUAUACUUACAAUUAUCCAGUUAUAUUUAAUAUCUUUUUAUGGUUUGGAGUAGUCUUCGUAUUCUCUCUUCUUGCUAUUUGCAUUGCAAUCGCGGACAUGGACCCAGGUCGUGACUCUAUUAUAUACAGAAUGACGUCGAAUCGUAUGAAAAAGGAUAAUUAAUUGUGAAUACAUAAGCAAGUAGGUAUUCAAAAA